GGCGAUAAGAAGGCAUUCAGAUUCCGUAAGUGAUAUGAAGAAAGCCAUAAUGGCUACUUAUUAUCAUAUGUGUUCGACAGAAGAAAAUCCGCAACAUCAAUAUUGUCCACCGGGAGCUGAAAGCUGGUGUAAGUGGCGAGUUGCAGAAGCGACUGGAAAACUUGACGAAUUUGAGCAUCAGCCUGCUUUUCAUAAAAGUGUUCAAGAUCAUCUGUUGCCAAUUUAUGAAGAUCUGUCCAAAGAUGAAUUAUUACAAAGAUGUUUAGGUGGAUACACUCAAAAUUGUAACGAAAGUUUUAACGCAUGCAUUUGGCGUCUAGCUCCGAAACAUCUCCACUGUGGUUUGAAGACUAUAGAAAUUGCUGCUUAUCUGGCUACCGCAAUAUUUAAUGAAGGUUUCUUUCCAAUAUUAAAAAUGAUGGAAACAAUGGACAUUAUUAUUGGACAACAGAGCAAAACAUUUGCCGAAUAUCAUAAUGACAAGCGACUAUUGAAUGCACACCGGCGUAGCUCAGAAAGCACUAAAGAGGCUCGUACAGCCAGAAGAAUGGAGAAAACGGUAUUACAAGACUUUUUUGAAGAAGAAGAAGGUUUAAUGUAUGGGGCCGGAAUAGCAGAAUAAACGUUCAAGUCGAUUUUUCAGCGAUAACCGGGAGGAACAUUACAACGCCCGCCAAUGGACGGGAAAUUUCAGAGAGGGGUCCAGAUUAUUUAUUAUAUAUUGAAAUUAAAUAAUGCAAACUGAAAAUAAUUAAAAUUUUUUGAUACCGUAA
This is a messenger RNA of Solenopsis invicta (red fire ant), 773 nucleotides long. RefSeq lists its product as uncharacterized. The record is from RefSeq and is a predicted model, not a curated record. Lineage: Eukaryota; Metazoa; Arthropoda; Insecta; Hymenoptera; Formicidae. The coding region runs from base 35 to 622 and encodes 195 amino acids. The transcript has 2 exons.